AUGGGAAGGUUUGCUACGGAAAUUCUUCUAGAUGUCUUCAACCUGAGCUGGAAGGAGGGAAAACUUCCACAGAUCUGGAGGGAGGCGAUCAUGGCACCUAUCCUAAAACGUGGAAAGGACAAGGUUUGCUUCAGGUCAUUCCGGUCAACAGAGGAUCAAACAACACACCUUGCACAAGAAAUCGAAAAUGCCUUUCAGGCAAAAACGGUUACUCUAGUAACAGGGGUAGACCUUCAGAGAGCAUUUGACAAGGUAUGGAUGGAUGUUACUCUGGUGAAACUACAGAGGAACGGUGUUGGAGGCUCCAUGUACAGAUGA
This is a messenger RNA of Mercenaria mercenaria, 318 nucleotides long. RefSeq lists its product as uncharacterized. Lineage: Eukaryota; Metazoa; Mollusca; Bivalvia; Venerida; Veneridae. Bases 1 to 318 code for a protein of 105 amino acids. The transcript has 2 exons. The record is from RefSeq and is a predicted model, not a curated record.